This is a messenger RNA of Microthlaspi erraticum, 792 nucleotides long. The record is from the annotation of a GenBank genome assembly. NCBI's taxonomy places the organism in Eukaryota, Viridiplantae, Streptophyta, Magnoliopsida, Brassicales, Brassicaceae.
AUGAAUCCAGCGGCUCAGGAUGUGCAAGCACUGCUACAUCACAUGCCCCGCUUUUGGAAGAUGGAAGACAGAGUCGCAGGCGCAGAGCUGGGAUUGGGGCGGUUCCAAUUCGACUUUGACAAUGAGGAGGAUAUCAUUGAGGUGUUUAAGCUAGAGCCAUUCCACUUUGACUACUGGAUGGUCUCAUUGGUGAGGUGGGAACCGGUGGUGGACCCAUCAUAUCCAUCUGCAAUCAAGUUCUGGGUGAGGAUGAUGGGGAUUCCGCUUCAUUUUUGGGCGAAACCCACGUUUCGGAGUAUUGGUGAAGCUCUCGGUGAAGUGCUAGAGGUGGAUAUCGAUGAGGGGAGGGUGAAAGUGUGUCUUGACAGGUACAAACCUCUUACGUUUGAGACAACGGUGGAGUUCCACAGCGGUGAGGAGACUCUGGUGGCCCUCAGGUACGAGCGGCUCUUUGGUUACUGCCGAGAGUGCUUCAGCCUCUGUCAUGAUGUCAGCCAGUGCCCGACGCUUCGGAGAGCUAGAGAAGAACGGGAGACUCAGAGGAGAAGAGAUGAGAAGCCAGACGGUGGUGCUAUGAGCUAUAAGGGAGUGGUGAUUAAUGGCUCAGGUGGGGAAAAUGGGAAUGUGAGAAAGUCACAGCCCAAUGGCGGAGAUACGAAGGGAAAGGGGAAGUUGGAGGAGGUCCGGGAAGAACACAUUCCGAGGAAAUGGAAAGCAUGGUGGGGAGAGCUCAGGCUCACAGCGGAAACCGGUGGGAUACAUCCCUCCGGAACAGCGCAAGCGGAUCAAUAG